This is a messenger RNA of Lachancea mirantina, 2088 nucleotides long. The record is from the annotation of a GenBank genome assembly. NCBI's taxonomy places the organism in Eukaryota, Fungi, Ascomycota, Saccharomycetes, Saccharomycetales, Saccharomycetaceae.
AUGGAUAGCAUCAAUUGGAAUGCCGAGUGGAAUACGAAAGAGCUUUACCAAAAAACCGUUCAAAAUUGCGACUACUGCGGUGACGAAUCGCCCAUUCCCAAGACUGGCGUGGCUUGUGGCCCAAUUCUCAGAUUGAUUGAGGUAGAUUACACCAAGAAUGUGUACCGCGGGUCUAUGCUUAUAGUGAUGGUCGGAGAAGACACAGCACCUGUUGUGAAGUUUUGGGGUCAAAACGUGGAAAGUGGUAACGGCUCGCAACCGUCAAUCGAGGGCGAGUUUCGUCCCCACAUGUUUUAUUCCGAGCGCGACUGCUAUUUCUAUCGGUACCCGAUCGAAUUAGAGCUUCAAGAGGCAGAAUUGGAUGCUAGGUACACGGUAGACGGCGAAAGCAAGCCACACUAUCGGUUCUACAUUCCUUCGAGAACUCAAAACUUCAACACGAUUUCGUACUCGUGCAACGGGUUUUCAUUGUCCGUGGACACCUCUGUGUUCAAGGGUUCGAUGUGGUUUGACAUCCUGAAUAAGCACGCCAAAGUGCGCUACCACGUAAUGCUGGGCGGCGGUGAUCAAAUUUAUGCGGACAGCAUUAAGCUUUACUGCGCAUCUUUCAAGGCGUGGCUGGAAGAAAAGGAUCCCUUCAAGAAGUUUUCAUCGCGAUUGACGCCCGAAAUGCGUUCUGGAAUGGAUUCGUUUUAUUUGAAGGCGUAUUUGGAAUGGUACGGGUUUGGCUACUGGAAAGGAGCAACGCCCAAGGCCAGAACAACCCAAGCGUGCUUCCCCAUUGCCAUGGCCACAAUUCCCUCGAUCAAUGUGUGGGACGAUCACGAUAUAAUUGACGGAUUUGGUUCCUAUUCUCACAGUUUCAUGAAAAACGAAGUUUUCAGCGCUGUGGGCAAAGCCGCUUACAAGUAUUACAUGUUGUUCCAGCAUCACGUCUCCAUUGAAGAGAAAACCGCUUAUUUGGAAGAUCCAAUGUGGAUUUUGGGAAAGAGGAAAGGCGAGUACAUCGGAGAGCAAUCUCAUUCCGUAUUUACGAGACUGGGCCCCAAAUGGGGCAUGCUGGGGCUCGAUUGCAGAACAGAACGCAAGCUUAAAGAAAUUGUUCGGCGUGAGACUUACGACAGGGUCUUUGCCAGGCUCGAAAAAGAGGUUCACAGGGAGAAACUUGAUCAUCUGAUGGUGAUGCUGGGUGUUCCGAUAGCGUAUCCGCGACUCGUGUGGCUGGAAUGGCUUUUUUCAUCGCGAUUGCUCGCGCCGCUCAAAUAUUUAUCAAAAAAGGGAAUCAUUGCAUCGAGCCUGGUCAACGAGUUUAACGGAGACGUCGAAGUGCUAGACGAUUUGAACGAUCAUUGGUGCGCGCGCCACCACAAAAAAGAGCGGAACUAUCUGAUCGCGCGGCUACAAGACUUUGGUGCCCAGUAUGGGGUCCGCAUUACUAUCCUAUCGGGCGACGUACACUUGGCCACAGUGGGUCGAUUCCGCUCUAAGCUACACACACACCAUUUGACGUCAAGUCACGAGCAAGAUGCACAGGAAAUUGUCGACAGCCCAGAAAACGAUCCAAGAUUAAUUUUCAAUGUGGUUUCGAGCGCGGUGGUGAACACUCCUCCACCGAAUGCGAUGGCCAAUUUACUCCAGCGUCGUUCUGGCAUUCACCAUUUUGACAGAGACACGGACGAAGAUGUUGUGCCCUUAUUCAAGGUCGACACGGAUGGCCACAAGCGGACAAAUUUCUCGUUCAUGAACCGUCGAAACUGGUCCGAUCUGAUCCCCGUUGAGCACGUUUUGCAAAAUCCGUAUCUUCGCGAGCGUUUCAAACUGACAAUUGGGGACCAGCACCGUCCAGGUCUUACAGUUUCCGUACAAACCACCAAGGACGCAGAGCGCGUAGUGAAGAGCGAACUGGGCAAACAAGACGUCACGUACCCGGUGACACCAGAGGGCAUUGUGGUCACAUUACAUAUUGAAAAGGACAACAUGGACCCGAGUUCGGACACAGUUGAUUAUUCGCUGGUGGUGCCGGAGCUUGCCGAUGCAGGGCGCAAAUUGUCGCACACAGGAAUGAAGCAUGGCGAGGGCCAGAAGUAA